Messenger RNA from Prinia subflava (tawny-flanked prinia), 1029 nucleotides. RefSeq names its product translocase of inner mitochondrial membrane 8A (gene TIMM8A). The transcript is spliced from 2 exons. Bases 98 to 382 code for a protein of 94 amino acids. The record is from RefSeq and is a predicted model, not a curated record. NCBI's taxonomy places the organism in Eukaryota, Metazoa, Chordata, Aves, Passeriformes, Cisticolidae.
GGCGCGGCGCGGGCGGAAGGGGCGGGCGCGGCACCGGCGGCACGUGAAGGUCGCGGCGCGGCGGCACCGGGAGGGACCGGCGCACACCGGGAGCGCCAUGGACGCGCCGUCCGCCGCCGGCCUGGGCGGGGCCGACCCGCAGCUCCAGCGCUUCAUCGAGGUGGAGACGCAGAAGCAGCGCUUCCAGCAGCUGGUGCACCAGAUGACCGAGCUCUGCUGGGAGAAGUGCAUGGACAAGCCGGGCCCCAAGCUGGACAGCCGGGCCGAGACGUGCUUCGUGAACUGCGUGGAGCGAUUCAUCGACACGAGCCAGUUCAUCCUGAACCGGCUGGAGCAGACGCAGAAGUCCAAAUCGGCCUUUUCGGAGAGCCUGUCCGACUGAGCCGGACCCAGCCCCGCCAGGCCAGGCCCUCGCCCAUGCCCGCUCCCGGUCACUCCGCUGCCCGAGGGAGCCAGGAUCGGCUCGGGGGGGUUGGUUAGGAUUUAAUUAAAUGCCAGUCUCGGGGAAGUUGCAGCCAGAUGAGAGCCCACGACAGACACAAGGACGCUCCACGUGGGGUGACGUGCUGCUCCCAGCCCCGCGGGCCAGCUUUGUGCCGGGACCUCGGUGCCAUGCGGGGAGCAUCGGGAAUGUGCCCCCUGGGCUGAGCACAGCGGGGCUGGUGCUUGUUUCGUGGAUGCUCCCAGCGCUGAUGGGAAGCUGGGCUCUGGGUGAGGCCAGCCCGUGGGCGCUGCCUUAAAGAGUGCUGCACAACCCAGCCCUGCUGGGCACAUCCUCACCUGCCCCCGGGCACCAUCGCUGCUGCGCAGGCUGGGACGGGCACCCUGAGCAAGAAGAGCAUGUUGGGAACAGUGACCAUCCCAGGCAGUGCCACUGCUGGAAAACACUUCCAGGCUUUCAUAGGUUAAUCCUUCGUAUGGCCAAGUGACCAAUUUUCACACUGCAGCACAACUCUGUCAAUGCUGACUUGCUCCAUUAACUGCUUUCCCUGGGUAAAUGUAAUAAAUAUUAACUGGGUCAAUUUUUAA